Fomitiporia mediterranea MF3/22 is the source of this 1699-nucleotide messenger RNA. RefSeq lists its product as uncharacterized. Lineage: Eukaryota; Fungi; Basidiomycota; Agaricomycetes; Hymenochaetales; Hymenochaetaceae. Gene Ontology annotation, cellular component: chaperonin-containing T-complex. Gene Ontology annotation, biological process: protein folding. Gene Ontology annotation, molecular function: ATP binding; ATP-dependent protein folding chaperone; ATP hydrolysis activity. The record is from RefSeq and is a predicted model, not a curated record. Bases 1 to 1626 code for a protein of 541 amino acids. The transcript has 12 exons.
AUGGAGCCGCAAGCUGUAUAUGCGACUGACGAGUAUGGGAGACCGUUCAUCAUUGUUAGAGAACAGCAAAAGAAAACUCGAAGUCAUGGGGUCGAGGCAAUUAAGUCUCAUAUCCUUGCAGCUCGAACAGUUGCAAACAUCGUCCGGACGUCCCUAGGUCCCAGAGGCCUCGACAAAAUUCUGAUUUCACCAGACGGCGAAAUCACCGUGACAAACGAUGGUGCCACGAUCCUCGGUCAGAUGGAGGUUGACCACCAGAUUGCAAAGCUUCUCGUACAGCUCUCAAAAAGCCAGGACGAUGAGAUUGGUGAUGGCACGACCGGGGUCGUAGUGUUGGCUGGAGCAUUGCUCGAACAAAGCGAAGCCUUACUGGACCGAGGAAUCCACCCUACGCGAAUCGCUGACGGUUUUGAACGUGCAUGUGCUCUUGCUGUAAAACACUUAGACGGUAUUUCGGAUACUGUCGAGUUCUCGAAAACCAACACCUCAAACCUCCUAAAAACUGCCAUGACAAGUCUUGGGAGCAAAAUUGUUUCCAAAGAACAUGAACGCUUCGCUCAGAUCGCUGUAGAUGCCGUCCUUUCUGUCGCCGAUCUGGAUCGGAAAGAUGUCCUCUUCGACCUCAUCAAGGUUGAUGGGAAAGUUGGUGGUUCACUCGCUGACAUAGCGCUGAUCAAAGGCGUACUUAUUGAUAAGGACAUGUCCCACCCCGGCAUGCCGAGUACAGUUAAGGAUGCGCGCGUUGCGAUUCUUACAUGCCCGUUCGAGCCACCUCGUCCAAAGACGAAACAUAAGCUCGACAUCACGAGCGUCGAGGAGUUUAAGAAGUUGCGCGAAUACGAAAAGGAGAAAUUCUCGGACAUGAUUAAGCGAGUGAAAGAUACUGGUGCUAAUCUUGUCAUUUGUCAAUGGGGUUUCGACGAUGAGGCGAAUCAUUUGCUUAUGCAGAAUGAAUUGCCGGCUGUGAGAUGGGUUGGUGGACCCGAGAUUGAGCUCAUCGCCAUUGCUACAAACGGCCGAAUCGUACCUCGAUUUGAGGAUCUGACAUCAGAAAAACUUGGCAAGGCAGGGAUCGUACGUGAAAUUACCUUUGGCACCACGAAAGAUCGUAUGUUGGUCAUCGAGGAAUGUGCAAAUACUCGAGCGGUCACUGUCUUCGUGCGAGGUUCGAAUAAAAUGAUCAUCGAUGAAGCUAAACGGGCUCUACACGAUGCGAUUUGCGUGGUGCGAAACCUUGUUGUGGAUAACCGCGUAGUGUAUGGUGGCGGAGCGGCAGAAAUCAGCUGCUCGACAGCAGUUGCGAAAGCUGCGGACGAGAUCCCGUCCAUCGAACAAUAUGCAAUGCGUGCCUUCGCAUCUGCACUCGACGCCGUCCCACUGGCUCUCGCAGAAAACUCCGGUCUGUCUCCAAUCGAGACUCUCGCUGAAGUCCGUAGUCGGCAGGUCGCAGAAGGGAACCAACGUCUUGGGAUUGACUGUAUGGGUAAAGGCGACAAUGAUAUGAAACGACAGUUCGUAUACGAUCCACUUAUCUCGAAGAGGCAACAAUACCUCUUGGCUACUCAAUUGGCACGGGCUGUUCUCAAAAUAGACGAUGUAAUCACGGCCGGUCAAGAUUCGGAGUAAAUUAGAUUUGCUUAGAUUUAGGUUGAAAAUUAAUGUAAAAUCGAGUUUAUGCCGAUGCAGUUCAUGUUAACAU